CGCUUGGCGUCGGCGCCGCGAGCCGCGGCACCUGCUGCCGGGCGCCCGCGAGGGGAGCCCAGGAGGGCGCAUGCGCGGACGGGGAUGCGCUGGGGGACAGCGGCCGGGCUCGGAGGGGAUGCGGAGAAAAGGAGCAGAACUGCAUGACAAACUACCUUAAGAUAACCAGGAUGCAUUUUCAGUGGGACUGGCUGUGCUUGGGUCUCCUGAUAAUUAGCUCAGUAACUGCAGAAAUGGAAAACGAAGAAAUUUUGGGAGCAGAUGUUGAAGUGGAGGAUUUUGACAAACAAUCUCAAGAAGCUGAUGUUGACAAAGAUGAAUCUUCCUUAGGGAUUGUAUACCAGACGCCAAAGCCAACUGGGGAAGUGUAUUUUACAGAAACCUUUGAUGGAGUAUUGACAGGGUGGAUAUUGUCUAAAACCAAGAAAGAAGACACGGAUGAUAACAUUGCUAAAUAUGAUGGAAGAUGGGAAGUAGAAGAGCUGAAAGAAAACACAGUACCUGGAGACAGAGGAUUAGUGUUAAAAUCGGUGGCAAAGCAUCAUGCAAUAUCAACUAUGCUAACAAAGGCAUUUAUUUUUGAUAAUAAACCUUUGAUUGUUCAAUAUGAAGUGAAUUUUCAAGAAGGCAUUGACUGUGGUGGUGCAUAUAUUAAACUUCUCUCCAGUAGUAAUGACUUGAAUCUGGAAUACUUUUUUGACAAAACACCUUAUACUAUUAUGUUUGGACCAGAUAAAUGUGGAGAAGAUUACAAACUACACUUUAUCUUCAGACAUAAGAAUCCUAAAACUGGAGAGUAUGAUGAAAAACAUGCAAAACGCCCUGAUGUAGACCUAAAAAAGUUCUAUUUGGACAAGAAGACUCAUCUGUACACACUUGUGCUAAAACCAGAUGAUACAUUUGAAAUGUUAAUCGACCAAACAGUUGUCAGUAAAGGAAGUCUCCUUGAGGAUAUGGUUCCUCCAGUAAACCCUCCCAGAGAAAUAGAGGAUCCUGCUGACAAGAAGCCUGAUGACUGGGAUGAAAGACCAAAAAUACCUGAUCCCAACGCUGUCAAACCAGAUGACUGGGAUGAAGAUGAGCCUUCCAGAAUAGAAGAUCUUGAUGCUGUUAAGCCUGAGGGAUGGCUUGAUGAUGAACCACAAUAUGUUCCAGACCCUAAUGCAAAAAAACCAAAGGACUGGGAUGAAGAAAUGGAUGGGGAGUGGGAAGCCCCUCAGAUCCCUAAUCCAAAGUGUGAGACCGCACCUGGUUGCGGAAUCUGGGUGCGUCCCAUGAAGAAUAACCCAAAGUAUAAAGGAAAAUGGAAAGCACCUAUGAUAGAUAAUCCUAAUUAUCAGGGAAUCUGGAGUCCUCGGAAAAUACCUAACCCAGACUAUUUUGAAGAUCCUCACCCAUUUGAGAUGACAGCUGUCAGUGCUAUUGGUUUAGAACUCUGGUCUAUGACAUCUGAUAUCUACUUCGAUAACUUCAUUAUAUGUUCAGAAAAAGAAGUAGCUGAUCGUUGGGCAGCAGAUGGCUGGGGCUUGAAGAAAUUAGUAGCAAGUGCUAAUGAGCCUGGAAUGUUUAGUCAACUGGUGACAGCUGCAGAAGACCACCCAUGGCUCUGGGUUCUUUACAUCUUGACUUUAGCACUCCCCAUUGGUCUAGGUGUGUUGUUCUGCUGGCCAGCAAAGAAAACAGAUGAAGAUAUUGAGUUCAAAAAAACUGCUAUAUCUAAGGCAAUUACAAAAGGAGAAAUAAAACAAGAGAGAGAAGAGUUAGAAGAUGAUGAAAUAGAUUUAGAAGAAGAAAAAGAAAAUGAAGAUAUUGUUGAAGAUGAGAGAAGAGAACCAGAGGAGACAAAAGGAGAGUUGGUAAAGGAUACACAGAAGAUGGAAAGGGAGGCUUCUCCUUCAGAAGAUGAGGGUGAAGGUGGUGAAGAUAUUUAUGAAGAGGAAGAAAAUAAAGUUGCAGAUGGAAGUCAAGAAGAAGCUGAUAAGUCAAAUAAAUCUGGUUCAGAAGAUGAGAUGAAAGAAGAUGAUGAAAGCACAAGUUCUGGAGAUGGUCCACUGAAAUCAGUGCGCAAAAGAAGAGUACGGAAGGACUGAGUUAUUUCCAGUUAGUAACUUUUGGCAUGUCACUGCAGUGGGCCUGACAGCGUGCAGGUUCCUGAGAUUUGAAGGGAGAAGUGAGACUCAUUGCGACUUAACCUCUUUUAAAGCCCUAAUCUCUUUUGACCUUCCCAAACGUCGAUUCCCUUUUUUAAGAAGAAAUACCAUCUGUGAUGAGUUAGCUGAUGCUUCAAAUCUAGAAUAAAAGUGAAAUUGCAAGUUGGCCAACUGAUUUAAAAAUGAAGAUUCUUAAGAUUUGAGGAUUCUUAGAGAUUAGUAUUAGUUGGAGAUAAACUUUUACUCUAAAUAUUUUUAAAAACAUGAAUAAAUUAUAAUAUUUUUGCAGCUCUAGCACACAUUUUAGCUGUUGACACAUUUCAGCUAAAAGAGGAUUGUGGUAUAGAUGUAGCAUCUACAGCAGUUCACACUGUUAAGAGAAAAGGUGUUUUUUUUCUUGUGCAGAGCUAAAUGCAAUAAUUGUUUUUGUAUGAUGAUUUAGUGCUAGUAACAAUUUUUAUUGUACAUUAUUUAUUUCCGUUGAUACUGUUACAUGGAUAGUCAUCUGUUCACUUUAAACAUUGGUUACAAUAUUUUAAGAGCUAUUUCAAAACAGAAUACUCAUAGAACAAGUGGUUAAUUGAUGACUUGUUUUGCUUUUUUGAAUGCAGAUAUCAAAUCUACAGAAGUGAAAUACAAAUGAUUUUUUUCAAACUUUUAUAGCUCUCAUGUUCCAAGCCAGAACGGUAUAGGCUUUGUUUAUAGAAUACUUGCUAAGUGUACAUUACAUCCUGAAAAUAUUUAAUAAUUCUUGCUUAACAUGAAAUUUAUUAACAUAGAUACAAAUUUUUGAUGGAUUAAGUUUUUGUUUUUUUUAUAGAUGUGAGUACCUGGGCAUUCUCUUAAUAUAGUUUAAAUAAACUGCGUAAGAGAAAUUUUGUUUUGUUACCGUGUUCAACUGUACAUUGAAAUAGUUCAACUGUAUAUUAAAACAAACAAACAAUAAAACCAGUUACUGGAAUCCU
Cygnus atratus (black swan) is the source of this 3115-nucleotide messenger RNA. RefSeq names its product calmegin (gene CLGN). Bases 144 to 2090 code for a protein of 648 amino acids. Gene Ontology annotation, molecular function: calcium ion binding. NCBI's taxonomy places the organism in Eukaryota, Metazoa, Chordata, Aves, Anseriformes, Anatidae. The record is from RefSeq and is a predicted model, not a curated record. Gene Ontology annotation, biological process: protein folding. The transcript has 17 exons. Gene Ontology annotation, cellular component: endoplasmic reticulum; endoplasmic reticulum membrane.